GCCCUUUCUACAGUGUGACGUGCUUGACCUACUAAGAUGGAGGACAGUGGCAGUGGGUGGGCUGUAGAUCUGGUCCCUCCUGGGCCGUGUGUGGCUGGCAUGGAGCGGAACACCAGCGGUCAGGUUUUUGAGGUGACGCUGCAGAACUCCUCCUCGUCCAAACUCAGCCCUCAGUUUGUGGGGGUGGAGCUGCCGCAGUCCUUCAAGCUGCUCAUCAUCCCCUGCUAUGCCCUGGUGGUGCUGAUCGGGGUAUUCGGCAACUACCUGUUGCUCUAUGUCAUCUGCCGCACCCGCAAGAUGCACAAUGUCACCAACUUCUUCAUAGGGAACCUGGCCUUCUCCGACAUGCUGAUGUGUGCCACAUGUGUCCCCUUCACCUUGGCCUAUGCCUUCAACCCCCGUGGCUGGGUGUUUGGGAGGUUCAUGUGCUACCUGGUUUACCUCAUCCAGCCAGUAACUGUCUAUGUGUCUGUUUUUACUCUCACUGCUAUUGGUGUUGACAGGUACUAUGCCACAGUGCACCCUCUGAAGAAGCGGAUCUCAGUGCUGGCGUGUACCUACCUCUUAUCUGGGAUCUGGCUGCUCUCCUGUGGGCUUGUGGCCCCGGCUGUAGCCCACACUUACCAUGUGGAGUUCAAGAAUGAGGGCUUCACCAUCUGUGAGGAGUUCUGGAUGGGCAAAGAGAAAGAGAGGUUGGCCUACGCCUACAGCACGCUCUUCAUGACCUACGUCCUGCCUCUCUCUGCACUCUGCAUCUCUUACCUCUGUAUCUCUGUCAAGCUGCGUAACUGUGUGGCGCCUGGCCACCGCACCAAGAGCCAGGCCAAGGCCCAGCGAACCCGCAAGCGCAAGACCUUCCGUCUGGUCACCUUGGUGGUGGCGGCCUUUGGCGUGUGUUGGAUGCCCAUCAGUGUAUUCAACGUGCUGCGGGACAUUGACAUUGACCUGAUUGACAAGCGCUUCUUCCUGCUCAUCCAACUGCUGUGCCACCUGUGUGCCAUGAGCUCGUCCUGCUGUAACCCUUUCCUGUACGCCUGGCUACAUGACCGCUUUCGCGCCGAACUGCGCAAGAUGUUCACCUGCCACCACCGCAUCGGCAUCCCUGCCAACAACUGUGCCACAAACAGCGUGGUGCUGUGAACCACUUCAUCCCACGCUCCCACCUUUCACUGGAUGUGUUCAGAGAAUGUCCUGAGGUAUUUGGUCCUGGAACUAGCUGGAUGAUUUUCUGUCAGGUUUUUGCACAAGUACUGCAUAAGAUAAGAAUGUCAAAUGAAUACAUUCAUUUACAAUUAAGCUUAAAAAAUAUUUUGAGAAUAUACAUUGUUGUGCAUAUUAUGUACAUUUCUACAUGAUGAAGUGGUAGUUCUUUGCAAUAAACUGUGUCACAAACAAGACUGCUGCAAAAAUGCGUAGUGCAUUAGAAGUUUUCAUAGACAUGUUGAACUAUCAGAAGUUGGUUGAGCAAGAUAUGGACAUCUUCUGUUUGUACAUGUAUAUGCUGUUUAAAUAAGAAUGUUCUUUAUUGUUCAGGUUAUUCCCAUGAUACAAACACAGUGAUGGUUUAAUAAUAUAUGUUCUUUGUUUGGUGUUUACUUGAAUUCUACAACCUCAAGGCUGUGACUGACAGGCGAUGCUCAUUACCACAUGGGAACACGGCUACCAACCUCAGAAGCGGUCCUGGCUUGGGGACAAAGAUGAUAGCUUUCAUCUCUCAACCACUAACACAAAAUUAAACACAUUAUUUGGUCAUUUCGAGAAAGAUUGUAAUUUAUUCCAUUUAACCUGGUUUCCAUUUUUGAUCAAUUGCAUGGUUUAAACACUCCUGAGUAUAGUAGUUUUAAUUUCUGGGUUAAUGUGACCGCAUUGAUGAUGUUGCAUCAUGCAUGUUACAUCUUUGUAAAUGUAAUUUGAAGUAUGGAUUCUUUAUUUCCAUAUUGAUGUGAUGAUUUUUUGUAUUUAAAUAUAUAAAGAAAAGAAUAGGUUAGGAUUCAUCACCCAAAUCAAGUUAUUACAAUGCAGAUGAUUGUCUGGUAAAGCAAGUCUAGAGUUGGUAUGAAAGAGCAGUCAAACAUAAUUAAUUUAUUAUGAUAUUAAUUACAUUUUCUGGUUCAUCAAACUGUUUCAAUAAUA
This is a messenger RNA of Salvelinus fontinalis (brook trout), 2133 nucleotides long. Its product is annotated as prolactin-releasing peptide receptor-like. The coding region runs from base 37 to 1140 and encodes 367 amino acids. Gene Ontology annotation, molecular function: neuropeptide Y receptor activity; neuropeptide binding. Gene Ontology annotation, biological process: G protein-coupled receptor signaling pathway. Gene Ontology annotation, cellular component: neuron projection; plasma membrane. Lineage: Eukaryota; Metazoa; Chordata; Actinopteri; Salmoniformes; Salmonidae. The transcript is spliced from 2 exons. The record is from RefSeq and is a predicted model, not a curated record.